Messenger RNA from Aspergillus affinis, 1110 nucleotides. RefSeq names its product uroporphyrinogen-III synthase HEM4. Bases 1 to 1110 code for a protein of 369 amino acids. Gene Ontology annotation, biological process: uroporphyrinogen III biosynthetic process. The record is from RefSeq and is a predicted model, not a curated record. Lineage: Eukaryota; Fungi; Ascomycota; Eurotiomycetes; Eurotiales; Aspergillaceae. Gene Ontology annotation, molecular function: uroporphyrinogen-III synthase activity. The transcript has a single exon.
AUGACCACCUCUUCUCCCUUCUCUUCCUCCGCCACGCCAAUCCUCCUCCUCAAAACCAAAUCCACCCCAGCAGACGGCUACGACGAAUUCUUCUCCACCCACAGCUACAACCCCGCCUUCAUCCCCGUCCUCGAGCACCACUUCCACGAACCCAAUCUCCAAUCCGUCCGACAGCUCUUCGAAUCCGGCGCGCUCAACCCAGGCCCGGAACGGAAAUAUGGCGGGCUAAUAUUCACCAGUCAGCGGGCGGUCGAGGGGUUUGCGAAUAUGUUGAAGUCGCUAGAUAGUAGGCCUCCCUCCCCCGCUCCGGUUUCUUUGCCUUGCCCAGUUUGCCUUCGUCUUGAUGGAGCUGGCUGGAACUCAUUAACUAAUUUACUUUGCUCUACAGACUCCAUCACCACGCCUGCUUCGCAUUCUCUUCCCCUCUACACCGUCGGCCCGGCCACUUCCCGCUCCCUCACCACCCUUCGAGACGUGCACCUCCCGCACGCUACCGUCCUCGGCGCAGACUCAGGCACCGGCGAGGUCCUGGCGCAUUUCAUCCUCCAGCAUUAUCCCGCCUUUACCUCCUCCGACCCCUCUUCCUCUAACUCCGACUCCCCCGCUACCGAUACUAACUUCCCCGGAAAUGGCCUCAAACCCCUCCUCUUCCUAGUCGGCGAACAGCGCCGCGACAUCAUCCCGAAAACACUCAUGAACGCACCCCCAGACCGCCGCAUCCACGUCGACGAGCUGAUCGUCUACGAAACGGGCGUGAUGGCAUCGUUUGAACGGGAAUUCAGCACUGCGGUCACGGCCGCGAGGGAGUAUUUGGCCGCAGAACGGGAUGCUGGGGAGCGGGAGCGAGAGCGAGCUGUCUGGGUGGUUGUGUUUUCGCCGACGGGGUGCGAUGCCAUGGUUAGGGCUUUGGAUCUAAAGGGGAAUGGGAGCGGGGAUGGGGAGAAGACGGACAAGCGAGAGAGGAUCUUUGUGGCGACGAUUGGGCCGACGACGAGGGAUCAUUUAAGGGAGAAUUUUGGGGCCGAGGCGGAUGUUUGUGCAGAGAAGCCGAGUCCGGAGGGUGUGGGGGAGGGGAUUCAGAGGUUUAUGCAGGAACGGGACUUGUCGUGA